Lasiodiplodia theobromae is the source of this 1044-nucleotide messenger RNA. RefSeq names its product 3-dehydroshikimate dehydratase. Bases 1 to 1044 code for a protein of 347 amino acids. The transcript is spliced from 2 exons. NCBI's taxonomy places the organism in Eukaryota, Fungi, Ascomycota, Dothideomycetes, Botryosphaeriales, Botryosphaeriaceae. The record is from RefSeq and is a predicted model, not a curated record.
AUGCCAUUUUCUCCACGCUCGCUCCAAGCUAUCCCCACAUCCUACGCAACCUGCUCCAUUGGCUGCAGCCCGGAGCACACGCUGCCCAAAAGGCUCGAUGCCAUUGCCGCCGCCGGGUUCCAAGCCAUUGAGCUCUCUAUGCCCGACAUCCUCGACUUUGCCAAGCUGUACCUCAAGAAAGACGUGGGCCCAAAAGAUUGGGAUGACCUCUGCGCCACGGCCAAGGCCAUCAAGGUACAGACCGAUGCCAAGAACCUCAGGAUCCUGAUGUUGCAGCCAUUCUCCAAUUUUGAAGGCUGGCCAGAAGGCACCCCAGAGCGCAACGACGCCUUCGAGCGAGCCAGAGGCUGGAUUGAGAUCAUGGACGCCUGCGGCUGCGAUAUGCUGCAGGUAGGGGCUUCCGACACUCCGGAAGACAAGAUCGGCCUUGACCGAAACCGCUUCGUGUCAGACCUCGGCGAGCUCGCCGACAUCCUGGCCCAGAAGAACUUCCGGCUCGCCUACGAAAACUGGUGUUGGUCCACCCAUGCUCCGGAUUGGAAGGACGUCUGGGACAUCGUCAAGAAGGUCGACAGGCCCAACGUCGGUCUAUGUCUUGAUACCUUCCAGACCGCGGGUGGCGAGUGGGCCGACCCGACCACCGAGUCUGGCCUGCUCGAGGGAGCAUCCAAGGACGAGCUGGAGAAGAGAUUCCACGAGAGCUUGGACGAGUUGAGCAGGUCCGUACCGAAGGACAAGAUCUAUCUGCUGCAGGUUUCGGAUGCCUACAAACCAAAGCAGCCCUUCAGCAAGCAUGUCGACGAAUCAGGCACUCGCCCACGAGGCCGCUGGAGCCAUGAUUUCAGGCCGCUCCCGUUCGACGGCGGCUACCUGCCUGUUGCCGACGUAGCCAAAGCAAUCUUGAAGACACGCUUCAGGAGCUGGUUCUCCUACGAAGUUUUUGACGGGGGCCCAGACGGUAAGGGCCGGAGCUAUGACCUGCAAGAGUACGCGAAGAAGGCCAUGGAGUCUCACAAGAAGCUGCUCGAGGCCUGUAUUGAAUAA